This is a messenger RNA of Alligator mississippiensis (American alligator), 1645 nucleotides long. RefSeq names its product ubiquitin conjugating enzyme E2 D2 (gene UBE2D2). The transcript has 8 exons. NCBI's taxonomy places the organism in Eukaryota, Metazoa, Chordata, Crocodylia, Alligatoridae. Gene Ontology annotation, molecular function: ubiquitin conjugating enzyme activity. Gene Ontology annotation, biological process: ubiquitin-dependent protein catabolic process; protein K48-linked ubiquitination. The record is from RefSeq and is a predicted model, not a curated record. Gene Ontology annotation, cellular component: nucleus. Bases 430 to 786 code for a protein of 118 amino acids.
CAGUAGGGCAUAAAGGGCCCGCGGAGGGAUGCGCUAGGAUCUGCAGCACCGAGGAAGCGCUGAGCGCCGCCGGGGGAGCUGAGCGCGAGGCCCGCCCGCCGCUGCCGCACGGACACCCGCGUCUCCCGCGCUCCUCCCCCCGGAAAAAUAAUCCCAAUCCCCUCCUCCCUCCCUCCCUCCUCCCUCCCCCGCAGCGGCCGAGCCCAGGGCCCCGCGCGCCCCUUCUCCGCGCACCGCCCGCGCGCACCCGCGCACACACCGCACUCUCUCGCUCUCGCACACACACAAACUCUCUCUCACACACACACACGCACACAAUGGCGCUGAAGAGAAUCCACAAGAAGUUCCUUUGUAGUAUCUGGUGAGGAGUUGAAUGACCUGGCACGUGAUCCCCCAGCACAGUGUUCAGCAGGGCCUGUUGGAGAUGACAUGUUCCAUUGGCAAGCUACAAUAAUGGGCCCAAAUGACAGUCCCUAUCAGGGUGGGGUAUUUUUCUUGACAAUUCACUUCCCAACAGAUUACCCCUUCAAACCGCCCAAGGUUGCAUUUACAACAAGAAUCUAUCAUCCAAAUAUUAACAGUAAUGGCAGCAUUUGUCUUGAUAUUCUACGGUCACAGUGGUCUCCAGCACUAACUAUUUCAAAAGUACUUUUGUCCAUCUGUUCUCUGUUGUGUGAUCCCAAUCCAGAUGAUCCUUUAGUGCCUGAGAUUGCACGGAUCUACAAAACAGAUAGAGAAAAGUACAACAGAAUAGCUCGGGAAUGGACUCAGAAGUAUGCGAUGUAAUUAAAGAAAUUAUUGGAUAACCUCUACAAAUAAAGAUAGGGGAACUCUGAAAGAGAGAAAGUCCUUUUGAUUUCCAUUUGACUGCUUUCUAUGAGCCCACGCCUCAUCUUCCCCUGUGCACAUGUUUACCUGAUACAGCAGUGCUGCGUGUUGUACAUACUUGGAACAACAAAAUAGAAAUACUGUAUUCCCCGUACCAACAUUGACUCCUAGCAAAGAAGUGUGUGUGUGAAAAGCCAGUUCUUCAAUCAUAACUUAGUUGUGAGCCUAAAAGCAUUCCUUUUUAUUGCUCAGUUUAAAUCAGUGCGUCAGUGGGGAAGACUAGUGGAUUUCAUGUACUCCUAGGGGUAGUUUCACUUCCCUGUGGCAGGAUUUUUUUUAUUUUUUUAAGUGGAAUCCUUUUAAACUCAUAACAGUUAUGAAAAGCAAGGUGAAGAACUUGAAGCUGUUUCUGUAUUCAUUUUAUUCUGAAGGACCUACAUCUUAGGUAAAUGCUAUGACCAACAAGAUUAAACUGUACCCACAUCCUGUGUUUAAGGUCUAAGUUUAACUGGUCAUCGUUUAAAUGGAUUGGAGCUAUUAGUGCAUCAAGUGGAUGUUGAUUUGUUUCAACUCUUCUCUUCCCUUCCUCAUACUUUUUUGGUUUGUAUGUGGUUUCUCAGUUAAUACAUAGCUAAUAGCUCUUUAUUUUUUUUCUUAAGUUUUUUUUAACUGCUUAGGUCUUUCUGGAUGUAAGGGUAAAAAUUCAUUUGACAGAAAACUUGUGUAUAUUUAAAGACCCAACUGCUCCCCUGGAGCUUGUACGUUAAAAAAUGAUUAAUCUGUGUAAUAAACUGAUUACUACAGUCAUUACAUAUAA